Rotaria sp. Silwood2 is the source of this 663-nucleotide messenger RNA. Lineage: Eukaryota; Metazoa; Rotifera; Eurotatoria; Philodinida; Philodinidae. The record is from the annotation of a GenBank genome assembly.
AUGAAAAAUCAUCUUAUACUAACCGUUAACGAGAUCAAUAAAUGGCGGCAAAAAGUCAUUGACGAUGUGAAUAAUUAUGCCGAGGAGCAAAUCCGUAUUCUAGCGGAAGAUUUUCAACGUCAACGACUCAAUCUUGAUGAAAAACGUGAAGAAAAUAUUGACACAACACGUGCUUGUUACGCUGCACGAAACAUCGAUUUAUUUCAAGAAUUACUCAAUGAAUGUCGAUCAUUAGAAUUUCAAGUAACACAGCUUGAGUUUGUCACUGGUGAAAUGCAAGGUCUUAAAAUUAUAACUGUCUCCGAACAAAUAGAAAGAAAGAAGAAGGAAAAGUUUAAUACAUCUAAGCCUGAAAAUGGCAACCUUAAAGAAAAGCCAAUAACUGAACACAUCAAUGAUAUAAAACAUAAUCGUGGUGAAAAUAGAGACUUAUAUGUUGAAUCUGCACCAUCAAUUUCAAAUGAGAGAGUUCCACAUUCAUUGCCGGUUGAGUCUUCAAAUGAUGAUAGUCGAUCAAUUAAUAAUAGCAACAAUUCAAAAGAUAACAAUCUGAACGAAAACGAUGCGAUCAAUAAAUGUCCAAUAUGUCUUAUGAUAUUUCCAUUGAAAAUGAAACAUGAUGAUCGCUCUCAACAUAUCAAUGAACAUUGUACUGAUGAUUAA